Messenger RNA from Coffea eugenioides, 813 nucleotides. RefSeq names its product ethylene-responsive transcription factor ERF039-like. The record is from RefSeq and is a predicted model, not a curated record. NCBI's taxonomy places the organism in Eukaryota, Viridiplantae, Streptophyta, Magnoliopsida, Gentianales, Rubiaceae. The transcript has a single exon. Gene Ontology annotation, biological process: ethylene-activated signaling pathway; regulation of DNA-templated transcription. Gene Ontology annotation, molecular function: DNA binding; DNA-binding transcription factor activity. The coding region runs from base 1 to 813 and encodes 270 amino acids.
AUGCACAGAUUCUCUGAUCAGAUGUCAGAAGAGUUAUUCAAAGAUGAAGUAGACAAGCGCAUGGUCUCAGCUUUCCAGCACGUCAUCAGCAACACAGAAGCUGCAGCCCCGCCCACAGGCCCCGCCCACCAACAGCAACCAACUGUUAUGGCUGAAUUUGAGGGUGUCACCUCAUUAUCGCAAUCCUCGUCGACUGCAAGCAGUGGCCUUGGAAGCAGCAGCACCGGGACCAUGAUGGAGGAGAAUGAUGAUCAGAGUCGUCGUAACGAGAAGCAAAAGCCAAAGAACAAGAAAAACAAGAAGAAGAAGAGAGAAGGUAAGCUGGAUGGGGAAAGGACAGUACAUUUCAAAGGGGUGAGACAAAGGUCAGCGGGAAAAUGGGUAGCGGAGAUUAGAGACCCGCGUCAAGGUCGAAGUGUAUGGCUAGGCACAUUUACCUCGGCGGAGGAGGCAGCCAGAGCUUACGACAGGAAAUGCAUCCAGUUUAGAGGAGAUCGAGCUAAGACUAAUUUCCCAUCCUCAGACUAUGCUAAUGCUAAUGAUGAUCAGUCGUCAGGCUCGCAACAACACCAGCAAGAAGGAGAUGCACCUCCUCCAGCAGCAGCACUGCUAUCCGUUAAUGCGCCUGCGGUGUAUACUAGUCCACUAAUAACUAAAACUACCGCCAGUGCAAGUACAACAAACAGUACUACAACUGCUGCAGAUGCUGGAGCUACAAGUUGGGAAGAAGAUGAAGACUUUUGGGAUCUGUUUCAGAUACUUUCCGACACAGACUGGACGAUGUUGGAUUCUCCGCCGCCAUCGGGACCUUAA